This is a messenger RNA of Microdochium trichocladiopsis, 1314 nucleotides long. RefSeq lists its product as uncharacterized. NCBI's taxonomy places the organism in Eukaryota, Fungi, Ascomycota, Sordariomycetes, Xylariales, Microdochiaceae. The record is from RefSeq and is a predicted model, not a curated record. Gene Ontology annotation, molecular function: oxidoreductase activity. Bases 1 to 1182 code for a protein of 393 amino acids. The transcript has 4 exons.
AUGAAGCUUUCCACAACUGUCCAGGCCCUCUCGGCAGCUGCCGCAGUUUCGGCGGCUCCCCACAGCCGGCGGCAGGACACACACUCCGACCUCAUACAAGUCCAAUUCCCGCCAGCGGAGCUGAGCGCGCCGACCAUCACACUCGAGGAGGCCAUCCAGCUCAUGCAGCCCGCUGUCAACGACAUCGCAGAUGGUAUCGUGGACGCCCUCGACGGCGGCCGGAACGGGGAUGACGAGGACAUCAACAGCACCACCACACCUACCACUGCUUCGUUCGAGGAGGGGGACGAAACCAACCCCCCAGCCCGCACGGCAUGCCGAGACUCGAUCCGGCCCGAAUGGAACAGCAUGUCGGAGCCAGACAAGCUCGACUACAUCUCAGCGGUGCAGUGCCUCACGCAGGCCCCGCCGCGCGGAGGGAUCUGGCCCGGCGCCGUCACCAUCUGGGACGAGCUGGCGUUCGUGCACGGCACGCUGUCCGGGCAGAUCCACGGGGUCGACACGUUCCUCCCCUGGCACCGGUACUUCCUGCACGCGUAUGAGACGCUGCUGGCCGAUGAGUGCGGGUACGCGGGACCCAUGCCGUGGUGGCGCGAGACGGAUGCCGCGGGGGAUCUUGCGGGCUCGGGCUUGUUCACGCCCGAGUACUUUGGCACGCUGUAUCCGGUCGAGGAGGGGCACCCGGGGUAUUGCAUCUCGGACGGGCCCUUCGUUGGCCUAGUCGAUCGCCUCCACCCGGACGGCGAGGUGUGUGUCGCCCGCGGCGAGCGGACCUCGAUCAGCGCCGGCGUCACCGUGGAGAUGCAAGAGGUCUGCCAUGGCGGCGAGAACGCCGGAACGCUCCCCCAGCACAGCGCGUGCGUCGAGCUGACCAACCACUCGCGGUUGCAUAACGCGGUUGGUCCGACGAUGGCGAGAGUCGGGGGUUCGACCUAUGAUGCGAUUUUCUAUCUUCAUCAUGCGUACGUGGACUUUCAGUGGAAGAGCUGGCAGAACGCUGACCAGAGACGGUACUCUGGAGUCGAGGGUUGCGUCAAUCAUGUCGCCGAGGGGGGCGCCUGCGAGCCGCUCACGCUCGACACCGUUCUGACGUCGCUCGGGCUCGUGCCCGACUUGACGGUUCGUGAUGUGCUCGACACCGAGAACGAGACCAUGUGUUACACGUAUGAUGAUCUCUUGUAAACCCUUGUGGGUGGAGUGGGAGCAGUUGCGAGGAGCAUUGCAUUGUGAUAUCGUUAUGGGCAGCUGUGGUCUGAUUGACUAGGAGGCGAAUCUCGGUUCACGGGCCCGAGGCAUGUCAUGCUGGCAGGCAGG